CACAGAGGUGCGAGGAUUCACUGAUCAACAGAAGGAAGAGUACUUCAGAAAGAGAAUAUCAGAUGAGUCUCAAGCCUCCAGAAUUAUCUCACACAUCAAAACAUCUCGUAGUCUUUACAUCAUGUGCCACAUUCCUGUCUUCUGUUGGAUUACAGCUAUUGUUCUUCUGGAAACUCUCACUGAGAACAAGACUGAGGAGAUUCCCACAACACUCACUGAAAUGUACAUUCACUUCCUUAUAAUACAAAUGACCAUGAAGAACAGGAAACAUGAUGAAGACCUUGAAAGAAACUAUGCAAAGUUGUUGGAUUCAAAUAAAACAAAGAUUUUAAAAUUGGCCAAGCUAGCUUUUGAACAACUAAAGAAUAGAAACAUAAUGUUUUACGAGAAAGAGCUGAAAAAGUGUGAUAUUGAUGUAAAUGAAGACACACCUGAGUCCACAGGAAUGCUCACUGAGAUCUUUAAGAAAGAAGCUGGACUUCAUGAGAUGAAGGUCUUUUGCUUUGUACAUCUGAGUGUUCAAGAGUUCCUCGCUGCACUACAUGUGUUCAUGAGCUACCUGAACAAGAACCUGGAGGAGCUUCAGUUUUUCUUCAGUAAUUUAUUCUUUUUUAGAAAAAUCCUCAAAAAAGUUACUCUGCAUGACUUACUGAAGAAAGCUGUUGAUAAAGCAAUAGAGAGUGAAACAGGGCAUUUUGACCUUUUCUUGAGGUUUCUGUUAGGUAUUUCAUUGGAAUCCAAUCAGAAACUGCUGAAUGGGUUGUUUAAUGUCACUGUGAACAGUACAGAGAGCAUCACAAAAGUUAAAGAGCACAUUAAACAAUUACAAAACCACAACAUCCAAGCUGAAACUUCAGUCAAUCUAUAUAACUGCCUGCUUGAGCUAAAAGACAAAUCAUUACACGAGGAAAUCCAGCAAUACCUGAGUUCAGGUGAUCAUUCAGGAAGAGAACUCUCAGCUUCAAUGUGUUCAGUGUUGACCUACAUACUGCUGAUGUCAGAUGAGGUGAUGAAUGAGUUUGACAUGAAGAUGUACAACACAUCACCUGCAAACUACAUGAGACUGAUCCCAGCUGUGAGAUGCUGCAGAAAAGCUGAAUUGACAGACUGUACUUUCUCUGUGGAGUGCUGUGAAAGUUUAUCAUCAGCUCUACAAUCAUCAAACUCUCCUCUGAUAGAGCUGAACCUGAGUUACAAUAACCUGCAGGAUUCAGGAGUGAAGCUGAUCUCUAAUGGGCUGAAGAGUCCACACUGUAAACUGGAGAUUGAGAUUGACAGGCUGUAAUCUCACUACUGAGUGCUGUGCACUUUUAUCAUCAGCUCUACAAUCAUCAAACUCUUAUCUGAAAUUGCUGGACCUGAGUUUAAAUCACUUACAGGAUUUAGGAGUGAAGCUGAUCUCUGGUGGACUGAAGAGCCCACAAUGUAUACUGGAGAAAUUGAGAUUAUAUGGCUGUAAAUUGACCGAGCAUGGCUUUUCUUAUCUGGCAUCAGCUCUGAAGUCAAACCCCUCACACCUAAAAGAGUUGGAUUUGAGCCAUAAUCUCUCAGGAGCGUCAGGAUUGAAGCUGCUUUUUGAUCUUGUAAAAGAUCCAAACUACAGACUGGAAAAUCUUGAGUAGGAUGUUGGAAAUGUAGAUUUAGACACGUGUCUUCAGCUUUUAUUGUUUUGUCUUGUUAUAGGCUAAAUGUUGUCUCCCGUCUUGUGUGUAGACACCUGUGAUCUCACACUGGAUUCAAGCACAGCACAUAAUGAGGAGCUAUAAGAGAUUGUGUUUGUUCAGGUUUUGUGUAGAGAGAGACGCUGUCUCAACACUGUUGCCGGGAAACUGAAUGAAGUGGAUUGAUGAAUCUGCAAAAAGAUGGAGUAUUGACUUCAAGUCCUAGAGUCUGAGCUGCUCUGACUUGGUUUUGUUUCUGGCACAAUUAUAUGCUUUCCCCACAUAUUCCUUUCAAAGAGGAAAUACACUGAGUAAGAUGAUAAAGACUUAUUACUUAAAAUUACUUCACAUUUACACCUAUUUAUUAAAGGUAGAGCGGAAGAUUUUCUUUUUCCGGGUGGAUCAUCAAGAUUAUUGGUCAUCCUAGUUUUCAAUCAUUCAGAUGAUAUGUUGACGUAAGGUCAACAUGAAGGUACGUGCUCGUCCCUAGGUUCGCUUUCUGAACAUGCGCACUUUGAGGUGUAUAUGUGUGGUGGGCUACGGCUUCAGCCAUUCAUUGAAACUCGCGUUCUCACCGUGUUUUUUCAAAAUGUCUGAGGGUCGCAAGAGAAAAAGUGUCUACAAAUUGCAUGACACAAAGAGAAAGGCCUCUGAAGAAAGAAACAAGACCAGAGUGUUUUUAGGAGAAUAUUUCACAUGCUGGCGUUGUGAAAUAUUGUAAGUUAUUUGAACAAACCAUAAUUACAUAUUAAACUACUCCAUAUAUUGAGUAUUCCCAGUUAACAGACAAAAGUUCUAAGAACGUUCCCUGAAAGAUCCCAACAUUCCGCCAAUGUAAAAAGUGUCCAGUUUUCUUGACAUUCUAAGAACAUUUUUGUGUUUUGUGAACGCUGGAGAAAUGUUACAUUUUACCAUUUUCAAACGUUAUGACAAUGUCAUGUUUUAAUCUUCACACAAUGUUUAAAACAACAACUGUUCAUUAUAUUGACUUGUUUGAUUGUUAUGUAAAUAAUAAAGAAACAUUGCAUUUUAUUAUUUUAUAAAACA
This is a messenger RNA of Misgurnus anguillicaudatus (oriental weatherfish), 2708 nucleotides long. The record is from RefSeq and is a predicted model, not a curated record. NCBI's taxonomy places the organism in Eukaryota, Metazoa, Chordata, Actinopteri, Cypriniformes, Cobitidae.